CUUCCUCUGUUGUCAGAGAGCAGGUUUGAAGCAAGUGUUCUUUAGAUGGGCGAUAAUACAGACGAAGGAAAGAGAUCUAAGGAGCAACAUUAUCUGUGAUAACAAACAUAUGAUUGUUGGACUUUCUGAUGGAUCAUUGUAUAAUAUAUCAUGGAAGGGAGAGUUCUGUGGGGUUGUUGAUCUUGACAUUUCACUCUCUGAUGGAAGUGGAGCUGAUAAAUUGUCUCAUUCUUUGGACAAUGGUCUUCCUUCUAAUGGAGCACAAGGUGUUUCUCUGCCCAUGAAUUAUAUAAGGAAGAAGUCUGCUAUUGUGCACAUGGAGUUUUCCUUCUCACUGAGGUUACUGUUUUUGCUCUUUUGUGAUGAACAACUUGUGUCAUGUUCUGCAAGUAAGAAAGGAUUAAAGCAAGCUGAUUUAAUUAAAGUUGAAAAGAAACUGGCAUAUGGUUAUGCUGUAUGUGCCCCAGUUGCUUCGGAGCAACAAAUUCUUGUUGUGGGUACAAAAAGGGGAGAUGUUGAAUUGUAUGACCUCACAGAUUCUGCUUUCCUUGUUCGUGCUGUUUCUUUAUAUGACUGGGGGUAAGUGCUCUGUUUUAAAUUGCACGGAAGAAUACUUAUUUGCUGCAUUCAACCUUCUCCUUUAACAAUCAGGCUGUCUCGAGCAACUGCGUUCAACAUUAUAACUUCGUACUUUUUGCAUGAUCUUCUAGGCAUUCAUCAGCUCAACUUCCACAACCUAAACAUUCAAGAUGAAAACUAAACUUGUUUGCUUUUCAUAUUUACAAUGUCUGUAUAAUUACAACUUCUUUCCAGUACUACUAAUUUUUUCCUCAAA
This is a messenger RNA of Coffea eugenioides, 835 nucleotides long. RefSeq lists its product as uncharacterized. The transcript is spliced from 4 exons. Gene Ontology annotation, biological process: retrograde transport, endosome to Golgi; intracellular protein transport. Gene Ontology annotation, cellular component: Golgi membrane; Ric1-Rgp1 guanyl-nucleotide exchange factor complex; cytosol. Lineage: Eukaryota; Viridiplantae; Streptophyta; Magnoliopsida; Gentianales; Rubiaceae. Bases 110 to 583 code for a protein of 157 amino acids. The record is from RefSeq and is a predicted model, not a curated record.